AUGGAGGUGCCCCGGCCUCUGUUGGAGUGGGCGCACGUAUUCAGGGACUAUAUACUCAAGGAUAUCUUGUACCAAGUGACGUCUGAACCCGCCGCGGCCGAGAAGAAGACAGGCGCCGAGGAUGACUCCAUUGGAGAGAGCUCGGUCGCUGACCACGGAUUGGUCGUGGAAGAGGGGUUGGUCGUGGAAGAGGGUUUGGUCGCGGACGUGUGGAAUCUGAUGCACCUGCCUGUGCCGCUAUUAAAAUCCUUGCGCAAGUCGGUGCUAACGCUGAGCCGGCCGGAAGCCGUUCCGGCCAAGUUCUCGCGGUCUAUUUACGAAGAUUUGCUGCUGGACGAACGCGGUAUGCUCCGCAUUCGCCUGCAGUUCGGCUGGCCCGGGGCGCGCGCCAAAUGCCCAAAUUUCAUCGCCUACUGGAAACUUCUCCACUCCGACCGACUCGACCCCGGCCUCUACCACUUGGUACACACCAAACCGCUUACCGGUACACACGUCCAGGCCUGCUGCAUUGCCAUUGCGGCAGUGAAAUCGUUAGUAGUUAACCUUCUCCGAGCGAGGGCGGCGGAACUGGUGAACCCAGAGAUGGUCGAUGCAGCAGCGCCCUCCGCGGACUUUGCUGAGCUGAGUGGCCAUCGACAACCACCGACGCAGCUGGAGGGAUGCCGGGAGCAUGGAACAGGGCAGACGGAGGAGUCAUCACACCUCUCCAAGUCGCACCUCAUCAAGUCGCAACUCACCAAGUCGCAGGGAAGGUUGAUUAUUGCGUCCAUCAAACGCGAGGCGCAGAAGCUCCAAAGCUAUCUCGCCGAUCAUGGCACCGCCGGUCAAGGAACGGAGUGGGAGCGGCGAGAGGAGGAGGGAAAGAAACCGAUGGAGGUGAGUGAGGAAACCGUGCACGAGUGCGAGAGAGUCCUAGAAAAGUGUGUCAAGCAACUGUGUGCGGAAAUGAAAGCGAAGGUGGGCCCAGCCAUGAAGUAUGUAAAGGGCUGGGUUCACGAAGAACGGCUGUUUGCGCGUCUCUGGCAGUUUGGGACGUUUCUAGGUGGCGUGCACUCUUUGUGCCAGCACGAACUGGAUGUGGUGAGCGCGCAGGUGGUGCCCCCUUUGCCUGUUUGCGACCACCUUGCGGCGCUUGUGAACCGCAUUGCGAGCAGCUACGAGUUGCAGAGCAUCAGUGGGGACGGUAAAGAGGCGUUGUGUCGGCAACGUCUCGACUCGGAAGAGUCACUAAGGAUAGCGCGAAUUGCGGACCAGGCGCGCAGGAUCGCGGCGAUAAGAGUAAAGCAGUCGUCGACUCUGGUGUCAUCGGCCGAGGUGUCGUCGACCGGGCUGUCGUCGAACGGGGAGGCAUCGACCGGGGGGCAAUCAGCGAAACCGGCUGCCACUGAGGCAACCAAGUCGCUGGUCGAUCUGGAGAUACACGACCGCCUGAGUUUGGUCGAAGACUGGAUUGACAGUCCUUGGAGAGAGCAUAUCCGGACUACCUCCCGGGCCGCCAAGUUAUACUACUGGCAGACCAAAGCGGCUACUGCUCGUAAUUGGGACGUAGAGACGCUCAGUUUAGAUACGGAAGGGUUCGACGCCAAUUAUGGCCUGCCCUUGUGUCUGGCUUCCGACAUUUAUGCCGUCAAAAACCAACUGGGCUACCCGCUGUUCCGAGAGGAGAUGCUGCUGUCCAAGUAUAUCUAUGCUUAUGAGAAGUGCGAACACCGCCUCUGGAUUGUGCGCCAGUGCCGCUUCAAGUUCGUCUUUGACCACGGUCUGGCCAACAUGGGCUCCGAACCAGGAACAGAUCAGGCGACUGAACCUGGCACGGACCAGAUGACCGAAGGAAGCACUGACCUACACUCCGAGGCCUCCAUCAGACCCAUCAUUGAUAACGGGACCGAGCACCGAUGCCUGUCCAUAAACGCCCGACGCUCCACUGCCUCACUUAAGAAGCAAGCGAACUUACUGACGGCCGAAAACCGAGGCGAGAACCGAGGCGAGAACCGAGGCGAGAACCGAGGCGAGAACCGAGGCGAGAACCGGGGCGAGAACCGGGGCGAGAACCGAGGCGAGAACCGAGGCGAGAACCAAGGCGAGGAUCAAGGCGAGGAUCAAGGCGAGGAUCAAGGCGAGGAUCAAGGCGAGGAUCAAGGCGAGGAUCAAGGCGAGGAUCAAGGCGAGGAUCAAGGCGAGGAUCAAGGCGAGGAUCAGGGCGAGGAUCAGGGCGAGAACCGAGACGAGAAACGAGACGAGGGCCGAUCCACCGAACCGAAAGGCCGCCUGAAAGUGAAGACGCGUCCCCACAACAAACGUCGUGGCGGGGAACAUUUUGACAAAAAAGAGAAUCAUCACAAUGCUACCAAGAGGAGUAAGCGAAACCACACUUCAGUGCACACGCCGUCAGACACAUAG
This is a messenger RNA of Gregarina niphandrodes, 2400 nucleotides long. RefSeq lists its product as hypothetical. The record is from RefSeq and is a predicted model, not a curated record. The transcript has a single exon. Lineage: Eukaryota; Apicomplexa; Conoidasida; Eugregarinorida; Gregarinidae. Bases 1 to 2400 code for a protein of 799 amino acids.